GUAUCCGCAGCCCGAGUACCUUUUCAACCUGGUCUUGAUACACCCGAGACAACGAAGGCAGAAGCGCAGCAUCCUCCCAAUCACGCUCUCGACCGCAGUCGUUUCAUGUCUUGGUGCGUCCAAUCGUUUAUACUUAGUAUGUAGAGGUGGAAGCAGAGGUUCGCGCUUGUGGUGUCAUGGCACCGUCUUGGCCCUCACUGAUAUCUGAGGUGUCCCGCUGGCUGCUGCUUUCAGUCACCCGAGUUAUCGCAUAUUCAGCGGCAGUUGCGGCUUUCACGCGGUGCAGGAUUGCGCUCGUAGGUAGAGGUAGCUCUGAGUGUGCGGGUCCAUCGUCGACGAGGUAGGUCCGGAUGGCUCCUCUUUAAACUUGGGAACCUUCGUCCUCCUUCACGGCCCCGCCGAGGUAACCAAAGGUAACACUUCCCAGCCUGAAGAGUGGGGAUAUUCUGGCAACGGGAAGGUAAACUUGAGGAAGGGGGGCCAGGGCAUGCCGGGCUCAGGAUGCCCGCCAUUCCGCCUAUCCUCCAGACCCAUCACGAUCCCCAUCUCAUUGCCCAUCCAACCUAUGAAUCGCUUCCGCCUUAUCCACACUUGGCUCGCCCUUACAUCCCUGUCCCUUUCUAGAGUCUCUUCGUUCUCUGCAAGAGUCUUUAGCCCGCCCGCCCUGGUACCUCGACAGGAUCCAUAACGUCGUUAUUUUCCCUCCCAGCGUCUAACUUGACAUUCUUUCUUUUACCUCGUCUUCUCGCUUGCCCAUUUCCCUCUCGUUUCCUUGUCCUCUCUCCAUCUCUAUCCUUGACUAUCCUUUUAUUUGAAAUCGCAUAAAGCAACCUUUGCUCUUUCACAUAUCAUGCGCCGUUAUCGCUCAUAGCGUCGCCACUACGUCUGUUUACCCAAUAGCCGCCUACUACUACAUCCCUACAUCCCACUUCGAGCUUUGCCAUCAAUGCCAAAAUAAACAUAUUCAUUUUCUGGCCAUAUCCAACCGCCUUUCGCCAUUCUCCCUUUCACAACACGAAACACAUCGCCAGGCUACCCACCCUACACUAGCUGGCCAUGUCGUUCACCAAUUUCUUCACAUCGGUGACAGGGAAGCAUGCCUACACCUACUUUGACAUUCGACUUGAGAGCGACUUCAUCGUUUUCCGCGGCAAUGAGCACGAAUCUGCUGGCCAACUUUUGCAGGGCACCGUCGUGCUAUGCCUACCAGCGCCGCUGAAAAUCGAGGACGUCCAUUUAAGAUUGACGGGAACUCUGCACAUGAGCUGGAACGACCCUCGAGUCACUGCCGCCGGAAUAUCAAACCACAAGAUCGACCGCACCUCUACGAUAUAUUCGCACCGAUGGAAGCCCUUUGUGGGUGUUGGCGCCGAAAAUCAGUCCAUCGGUAGCCCCAAUGGCCUCAUGAGCAGGGGUGUUACACUGCCCGCCGGGAACUACGAAUGGCCCUUUGAGCUGAUGCUGCCGGGAGAUAUGACCGAGAGCGUCGAAGGUCUCCGCGAAGCGAGUCUCACCUAUAAACUUAAGGCUACGGUAGCACGGGGCAAGCUCGCUUACGACCUUCACGCCUACAAGCGUCUGCGCAUCAUCCGAACCCUCGAUCCGUCAACCCUGGAAUUUCUUCACACAAUGAGCGUGGAAAACAUCUGGCCAAACAAGAUUGAGUACUCAAUCAUGAUUCCCAAGAAGGCUGUUGUUUUUGGCAGCACGAUUCCUUUGCAAACUAGAUUUACGCCUCUUUUGAAGGGCCUGGAGCUGGGAGAGAUCACCAUCAGGCUGCUGGAGGUUCACGAGUUCAUACUUCAGUCACAUUCAGGUUACGGGGUCCGCGAACACAAGAAGGAACGGGAAAUAUCGGUUUGGAAGAUUCCCAUUGAGAGGGAGAAGCAUUGGCAAGAUGUCAUUGAGGAUACUGGACAGGAAGGAUGGGUAAUGAACACAGGACUCGACUUGCCACGGACGCUAGGCAAGUGUGUGCAGGAUGUCAACGCUCACGGCAUCAAGGUGCGCCACAAGUUGAAGGUGGUGCUCGCUCUACACAACCCGGAUGGGCACAUCUCGGAACUUCGCGCAACGUUGCCUGUUUCGAUCUUCAUUUCCCCCAACAUGCCUCUGGAUGAAGAGGGUAACUUGGUGAGACAGAUGCCUAAUGGGACAACGCCUGGGGAUGUGGUCGCGGCCCCCCCUCCGAGCUAUGACGAACAUACACUAGACCAGCUCUACGAAGAUAUGGAACCCACGGGCCUGCAGACUCCAGCCGGCAUGGCGAGCCCGUUGUACGGCCACUCGCGCGCAGGAUCGGUCGAGAAUCUCGCAGCGUUGCUUCACAUGCAUAGCACGGCGGUGCCCCCGGCAGCACUCACGUCUAGAUUACAGAAUGUGUCCCUGGAGCCUUCGAGCCGCAGCACCUCGUGGAAUGACGGGGACUCGGAGACGGCCACGCCCAACAAUGGCCCCGCAGACAGUGUUCACAGUUCGGCCUUUCCGUCGGCACCCCUGACACGACAGAAUAGCGGCGAUAAUAUCACUGCCGAGGCCAUGUCGGGAUAUCAUACGCCAGAGCACUUGGACUUUUCGGGCAUAAUGGAGCUCAGCAAGGUUCCGAGUUACCACACGGCGGUCAAGACACCAGUUCGGCCCAUCGCGUACCCUGAGGGCACGGUCCUGCCCGACUACGUGGCUGCGACAAGCGCUUCUGGAAGCACCACUCCUGGAUCACCGGAACUUGGUCACUCAGAGGCUGGGGAUGGUGCAAGUAAAGUGGAAGAGCGCAACCAAUCGCGUCCGGAACCACCUCGGCGCAAGUCAGCGCGGUCGCGGCUCGCCUUCACGCUCUCGCACAUUCCGCACAUCCAUCACUCGCAUUCACACCACGGUCACUCCCAUUCAGAGUCUGAAGAUCGCAGACGGCACUCGUCGAUGAUGCAGGCCAAUUGAGUAGAGGUUUGCCGGGGCAUGUGUUUCUUUCGCGAUCAAAAUCCGUGGUAAUCUGGCUUGUUCUUGGCUGGUCAAAUAAUUAGGCAUAGCUGCACGGAGUUUAUGUUGGGAUGGCGACAAAGGAUUUCUUUUUGGUUAUUGGCUUUUCUCUCUUUCGUUGGGCGCGUACGAUUUGGGUAAAACAGCGGACUGGGAACGGCGGAUAGUGAUAGAACUGGCUUAUACAUGGGCAUAUUUGUUGAGAGAUGGACCGGCGGCGCCCGCAUUUCAACUAGCACCUACAUAGAUUCUGAUACCCCUCCUCACAAUGGACAAUAUCGAGUAAUAACAAUACACAAAAAUAAUAUCUCUGCUACG
Molecule: messenger RNA, 3294 nt
Organism: Neurospora crassa OR74A
Lineage: Eukaryota; Fungi; Ascomycota; Sordariomycetes; Sordariales; Sordariaceae
Product: CreD protein
Exons: 3
Coding region: 1057-2937 (626 amino acids)
Biological process (GO): ubiquitin-dependent endocytosis
Cellular component (GO): cytosol; cytoplasm; plasma membrane
Molecular function (GO): ubiquitin protein ligase binding; protein-macromolecule adaptor activity
Source: RefSeq, a predicted model, not a curated record